Vollenhovia emeryi is the source of this 2170-nucleotide messenger RNA. Its product is annotated as suppressor APC domain-containing protein 2. The record is from RefSeq and is a predicted model, not a curated record. The coding region runs from base 319 to 1668 and encodes 449 amino acids. Lineage: Eukaryota; Metazoa; Arthropoda; Insecta; Hymenoptera; Formicidae. The transcript has 5 exons.
UCUCUCUCUCUCUCGCUGGGAGACCAGCCUGACCAGCCCCUGAUUGAUGCAUGGAUUGCAUAUGGCCGCGCGGGAGGAGGUUAAUAAUCUGCAGGGUGGAAAACAACCUGUGGCGAUCGUGAACCUGUAGCGCGGGGACGAUGCGAUCGCUGGAUCCGGGCGGAGUACGGCGAUAGUUGAUUGGGAAAUAUGCGAGAAAGGCACGGCCGUUGAGCUAAGUAGCCCCGCUAAUCCGUCCCCUCGAUGAUGUAGCUGCCGUCAUCUGGAGAACGCGUAACAACGGAUAUCGCUGCGAGGCGUUGAGAUUCCCGGCUAAAUAUGGCGCAAAUACAGACGUCGACGGUGGACGGGCUGCCGAAGCACUUCGUCAGCGCGAUGCGCACGCUGUUCGACAUAAUGGACGAUCAGAACACCGGCGUGAUCAAGUUCGUCGAUAUCGAGGGCCGCUGGCAGGACGACGGCACGCAGGGCCUGCCCAAGGGCGUGCUGGACAGCCUGAAGAAGGUCACGCCGCCGAACGGGCUGCUGUCGUUCGAGAGAUUCUGCGCCGGCCUCAAGAUCUGCCUGCUGCAGAUCCAGGCGGGGGCGGACGCGAAGAAGCACGACGGCCAGCCCAGCAGGCCGCCGUCCGCGCCGAUACUCAUCCCCGACAGUCAGAGCAAGGCGGUCUGGACGUCGCCCAACACCGCCGCCAUAAGACCCAACAACGCCAUGUCCCAGCAGCGCACCCUCAGCAUGCCGCAGCUGCUGGCCAAUCGCAAGGACGUGAACGCGCAGCUGGAGCUGAUGGACACCGGCAGGAACAUCGGGGAGCCCAAGGUCAACAAGGUGUACGGCCCGCCGAAGCCGCCGCGGACCGGCGCCGCGCUGGAGGGCAGAACGAUGGGCCUGGAACGUAACUUUGACAAGUCUGAGAUCAGGACCGUGCUGCAAAACUGGCAGAUGGGUCUUAUGAUGAGCGACGAGAAGGAGAAGCGUCAGCUGCACGCGGUAAAUUAUAGGCCGGACCCCAGGACGCUGUUGAGACCGGCCAGAGUUCUGGGCGACGGUAAGGCGGUUGACAUACAGAGCAAUCAGCUCGGUCUUCAGGCCAAGAAACCGUUGAAUCGCCGCAGAGAGCCCAGGCGGCACACGUUGCAGAAUGGUAUUGAUUACAAUAUGAUGAAAAGGAUGAAGCAGAUCGAGCAAGAGAAGGAUGUGCUACUUCAAGGUCUAGCUGCCGUUGAUAAAGCUAGAGAAUGGUACUUGAAGCAGAUAUCGGCCACUCAAGAGAAGAUUAAGCACCUCGGACGAAUGGGUUCCCACGUGGAACAAUGGACGGAGGCACAGCAAGAGCGCUUGGAGCUGCAACGCGCGCGUGUCCUGGAAGUAAACCGACAUCUAGCCGCCCUGAUAAGCAGCUGGGAACGCGGAGGACUUCCCCUCCAUAUGAAUCUCGCGUUCCUGAGUGCGCCGACCUCGGCGCAGCUUCAGCAGGAUAUGUUGUCGAGGCUUAAACAACAGAAUCACAGAUUAACCGAGGAAGUUAGCAAAAAGAGCCAACGGAUAGCGUUACUUGAGCAAGAAAAGGAUAGUCUGGUUAGAGAAUUGUAUAAUAGACAGUCUGGUCUGAUUCAAUCCCGAAGGGCAACGAUGAUCCACGAACAACACGAUCAAACAUUCAUGUAAGAAUAUGAGUGUUUCAAGUUUUAGAAAAUGUGCCACAUAUAAGUGAUAGAAUUUGAAUUAAAGUAACGAUAAAAGUAAUGGCUGAAUUCGUUACCGUUACUGUAAAAAUGUAACGACGUUACCGUUACAGACGUAAAAAAGUAACGAAAACGGUAACGCGUUACUUCCCAACCCUGUGUAUUAAUGAUGUCGGACGGACGUUCCAGUUGGAAUACUCUACGACAAAUGACGAAACGAUCAAUCGUGUUCUGAACGCUUCAGAAUGUUUAUACUGCCAUGUAGAAUAUAUUUUAGAAAUAUGAAAUAUUUGAUAUAUUGUGUUACAAUAAUUAUCGCUGUCUUAUUCACUUCUUGCGUUAAGAAUUGUAAAAUAUUCAUUAACAGAGUAUAUACAAUUAAAUACAAUUUAGGCAUAAUAAUAGACAAAUGAAAUUGUUCUAACAUCUCUGUAAUCUGUCUUUAAAAAAUUUGUUUUAAUAAAUUAUUUUAAUUAUGUAUUAAA